AGGGUUGCCUAAGAAGCAGAACAAGAUCAAUUUUGUAGCGAAGUUGCAAAAAUGGGGUCUCCAAUGGCCUCUCUGCUUGUCACUCUUCUAGUGGCAACAAUCUCUCUCAGCUUCCCAUCAGAAAGCACAGCAAACUACAAGUACUCCUCUCCUCCACCUCCUAAGAAAUCUCCUCCACCACCACCUCCUCCUUAUCACUACAAAUCCCCACCACCUCCUCCUCCAGUGCAUUCUCCACCACCACCAGUGCAUCCUUACAAGUACAAGUCACCACCACCUCCUCCACCAGUGCAUAAGCCUCCACCUUCACCACCCAAAAAUCCCUACAAGUACAAAUCCCCACCACCUCCUCCUGUGCAUUCUCCACCACCACCAACACACCCUUACAAGUACAAGUCUCCCCCACCACCUCCGCCAGUUCACAAGUCACCACCCCUACCACCCAAGAAACCCUACAAGUACAAGUCUCCCCCCCCCCCUCCUACUCCAGUUUGCAAGUACAAGUCUCCUCCACCACCACCGCCAGUACACAAGUCUCCACCACCACCUCAUUACAUUUACGCAUCACCCCCUCCACCUCACCAUUACUAGAUCAUGGCGCUCAUCGUUUCAAGGUAAAGGGAAGAGUGUCAUGCAAUAAGGAAAAGGACGCGAGCAGGAGCUAGCCUUGCAAGGAAGGAAAGGAUAGCUAAUGCGUAUAACGGAGCAAUCUGUGUUAUAUUUAGAAGAUGAAUAAAAAUACGUGUAGUAGAAUUUCCUCAUUUUCAUGUACUAUUACUGAGUUCUGGUGAUCGGUUUGCUUAUUUGGUUUGUCGAAAAGUAGCUUCUAUAUAUGUAUGGAUGUGAUUUGAAACCUUUUGUGUGCUGUUGCAUGCAUGGUUGUUUUCAAAUGUAGUAGUAAAAUUAAU
Molecule: messenger RNA, 908 nt
Organism: Populus euphratica (Euphrates poplar)
Lineage: Eukaryota; Viridiplantae; Streptophyta; Magnoliopsida; Malpighiales; Salicaceae
Product: extensin-3
Exons: 3
Coding region: 52-591 (179 amino acids)
Source: RefSeq, a predicted model, not a curated record